GAAAUCAAAUCACGUUUUCCAUUUCGUAGUUGUUAACGACAAUUGACUGUUGCAAAUCUCCUUAAUUUUGCUAGCCUUUUUAGCCAUAAAUUUUAGAAAACGAUAUGAAAAUCGAUCAAGAUUUGAUCGAGGAAUUCGAUAAAAAUGGUGCCGUGUGUCUUAGAGGAGUAUUCGAAGAAAAGUGGAUUGAUAUUAUCCGUAAAGGGAUUAAGAAAAACUUAAUGGAUCCUAGUUCUUACAGCGAAUUUCUGAAAGGAACAGCAGGAGAUGGAUAUUAUUUCGAUGAUUAUUGCAAUUGGAAACGAAUUCCGGAGUUCUAUGAUUAUGUAUUUAAAUCUCCGGCUGCAGCCAUUGCUGGUACUCUGGUACAGUCUAAGACUAUUGCAUUCUACCACGAGCAUGUUCUGGUAAAGGAACCUGGUACGGAUAAAGUAACGCCUUGGCAUCAUGAUCAGUCUUAUUAUCCAAUAGAUGGCGAGAAGGUAAUAAAUGAUUAUAAGUGCUACGAAUUGUAAAUAAAAACGA
Messenger RNA from Stegodyphus dumicola, 525 nucleotides. RefSeq lists its product as uncharacterized. NCBI's taxonomy places the organism in Eukaryota, Metazoa, Arthropoda, Arachnida, Araneae, Eresidae. The record is from RefSeq and is a predicted model, not a curated record.